Blastomyces dermatitidis ER-3 is the source of this 303-nucleotide messenger RNA. RefSeq lists its product as uncharacterized. NCBI's taxonomy places the organism in Eukaryota, Fungi, Ascomycota, Eurotiomycetes, Onygenales, Ajellomycetaceae. The transcript has a single exon. The record is from RefSeq and is a predicted model, not a curated record. Bases 1 to 303 code for a protein of 100 amino acids.
AUGAUCACUUAUUAUGAGAAAGCUUCUGACUUGCAAGAUGAGGCUGAGAUCAGUUUUCAUCAGAGUAUGAAAUUUAAUGAUGAUGAGACAAUGAAGAAACUUCAGGACAAAGAAAAGCAGAGUCAACAUUCAUCUGCAGAAUCUGUUCAUUUCAACUCUUCAAAUUCUUCACUGUCUCUCACCUCUGAAAUGCUGACUUUUAAUAGUGAUCUGAAUCAAUCUAUCUAUUGCACCGCAGGCAAUCUUAUGAAUCUUAUACAGAUGAUGCUACAGAACCAGAUGACUGUGGCUGAAAUCACUUAA